AGCGCACCUUGCUUUUGACAUUGCUGUGUUGGCGGAGAUACGUUGCGCGUCUUUAGUCAACGGAGCUCUAACGUUAGGUGCCAUCUACGUUAGUGUAUUUUUCGUAUUUUCGAAAACCUUCAUCACCUCUUGAGACCAAGUCAAAAUGCGUGAGUGCAUCUCCAUCCACGUGGGCCAGGCUGGUGUGCAGAUCGGCAAUGCGUGCUGGGAAUUGUACUGCCUGGAGCAUGGCAUUCAACCUGAUGGCAAUAUGCCAAGUGACAAGACCAUUGGUGGUGGGGAUGACUCUUUUAACACUUUCUUCAGUGAGACUGGCUCUGGAAAGCAUGUACCAAGAGCAGUGUUUGUGGAUCUCGAGCCAGCAGUCAUUGAUGAGGUGAGGACAGGCAUAUACAGGCAGCUUUUCCACCCAGAACAGCUCAUCUCUGGGAAGGAGGAUGCAGCUAAUAACUAUGCCCGGGGCCAUUAUACUGUUGGCAAGGAAAUUAUUGACAUGGUUUUAGAACGUGUCCGCAAACUGACUGACCAGUGCACUGGUCUCCAAGGUUUCUUAAUAUUCCACAGUUUUGGUGGAGGAACAGGCUCUGGUUUUACCUCCCUACUGAUGGAGCGCCUGUCUGUUGACUAUGGCAAGAAGUCAAAGCUGGAGUUUGCCAUCUAUCCAGCACCUCAAGUUUCUACGGCUGUAGUUGAGCCCUACAACUCCAUCCUGACCACCCACACCACCCUGGAGCACUCUGACUGUGCCUUCAUGGUUGACAAUGAGGCCAUUUACGACAUCUGUCGUCGCAACCUUGAUAUUGAGAGACCUACCUACACCAACCUCAACCGGCUCAUUGGCCAGAUCGUUUCCUCGAUCACUGCUUCUCUGAGGUUUGAUGGGGCCCUGAAUGUGGAUCUGACCGAGUUUCAGACCAACUUGGUGCCAUAUCCAAGAAUCCACUUCCCCCUGGUCACAUAUUCCCCAAUCAUAUCUGCUGAAAAGGCCUACCAUGAGCAGCUCUCUGUUGCUGAAAUCACUAGUGCUUGUUUCGAGCCAUCCAAUCAGAUGGUGAAGUGUGAUCCCCGCCAUGGCAAGUACAUGGCCUGCUGUAUGCUCUACCGUGGUGAUGUUGUACCCAAAGAUGUGAAUGCUGCCAUUGCCAACAUCAAGACCAAACGCUCCAUCCAGUUUGUGGACUGGUGUCCCACUGGGUUUAAGGUUGGCAUCAACUACCAGCCCCCCACUGUGGUUCCUGGCGGAGACUUGGCCAAGGUCCAGAGGGCUGUGUGCAUGCUGAGUAAUACCACAGCUAUCGCUGAGGCCUGGGCCCGGCUAGACCAUAAGUUUGACCUGAUGUAUGCCAAGAGAGCCUUUGUGCACUGGUAUGUGGGUGAAGGCAUGGAAGAGGGGGAGUUCUCUGAGGCCAGAGAAGACCUUGCAGCUCUGGAGAAAGAUUACGAAGAGGUUGGCACAGAGUCUGUGGAAGAUGAAGAGGAGGGAGAGGAAUAUUGAUUUCCAAGAAGAUAAGUUGUUUCAAGAAGUUGAUCUAAAACUAGUUGGGAGUUUGAGUUGAGGAAGCUGGUUCUAGACAGUCACUUGGUGGCACUCUUGCCUGUCCAAUGUCAGGCUGCAACAUCUUGUCCUAAAGAAAGGGGAUUUUGUCUGUCUUCCUUGUAUGUGUUUUAUUCUGUCCGUCUCAUUGGUGUCGUUCCUCUUUACUUGUAUGCUCUUUAUGCAGUUGCUGAGUUUGCCAAAGGUGGGGGUUUUUUGGGGGUUUUUUUUACUCCAACACUGCUGAAUUCUUUCAUGGAUAUGUUGCAACUGACUGCAUUGUUCUGUUUCUCAAUAAAUUUCAUUUAAAGAUUAA
Molecule: messenger RNA, 1850 nt
Organism: Electrophorus electricus (electric eel)
Lineage: Eukaryota; Metazoa; Chordata; Actinopteri; Gymnotiformes; Gymnotidae
Gene: tuba5
Product: tubulin alpha 5
Biological process (GO): microtubule-based process
Cellular component (GO): microtubule
Molecular function (GO): GTP binding; structural constituent of cytoskeleton
Source: RefSeq, a predicted model, not a curated record